Messenger RNA from Cucumis melo (muskmelon), 2950 nucleotides. RefSeq lists its product as uncharacterized. The transcript is spliced from 2 exons. Lineage: Eukaryota; Viridiplantae; Streptophyta; Magnoliopsida; Cucurbitales; Cucurbitaceae. Bases 82 to 1260 code for a protein of 392 amino acids. Gene Ontology annotation, biological process: regulation of DNA-templated transcription; chloroplast organization. Gene Ontology annotation, molecular function: double-stranded DNA binding. The record is from RefSeq and is a predicted model, not a curated record. Gene Ontology annotation, cellular component: chloroplast.
GAGAGGGAGUGUUUGUGUCUUUCCGACGGCCAGAAGGCAGACGACGUCCAACGGCCACGCGACGCUUUCAUCUCUUUGGGGAUGUUCACUUCCUGGAGCUCAAAACCCUUUCUUCAAUUUCUUCAUUCUAACCCCAAAAUGUCCAAAAUUUCCUCCUCUUUUCUUCUACAUUUCUUCCAUAAUCGUUUUCUCAACACCAUUCCUACUUCUACAUUGCCUUUAGCCUCUGUUUCUACCAUCCAAUUCCUCACAAAUUCAUGUGGCCUUUCUUCAGGAUCUCCUACUUCCGUCGGUCGAAAGCUCCAGUUCGAUGAAAAAAACAUCCAGCAGUACGAAGCCGUUAUCGGUUUCUUGAAAUCACAUGGAUUCGAGAAUCCACAGAUCGCCAAGUUGGUCUCGAGGCAACCUUCGAUCCUUCAAUCCAGAGUAUCCGCCAAUCUGAAGCCUAAAUUUGAGUUCCUCCAGGAAAUCGGGUUCGUCGGUCCUUUACUUCCUAAGCUAAUUGUAUCAAGCCCUUCGAUUCUUAACAAGAGCUUAGAUUCUAAGUUGAAACCAUCAUUUCGUCUCUUAAAGGAAAUGCUUGGAUCUGAUGAACGAGUAACUGCUGCUAUUUGUCGUGCUUCGUGGCUUCUAACUUAUGAUUUUAAGGGUGUUAUAAAAUCUAAUUUUGAUGUUUUGGUCAGUGAAGGAGUACCCUCUAGGAAUAUAGCGAAAAUGAUUGCAUGGAACCCUAGAACUAUUAUGCAAAGGGUUGAUAAGAUGAUUCAAGUUGUGAAAAACGUUAAAGAAUUGGGCAUUGAACCAAAGGCUGGUAUGUUUGUUCAUGCACUUAGGGUAAGGUGUUCAAUGAGUGAGUCACAUUGGAAGAGAAAAAUAAAUGUUAUGAAGAGUUUAGGAUGGUCUGAGGAGGAGAUUCUUACAGCAUUUAAGAGAUAUCCAAAUUAUUUAACUUGUUCAGAGGAGAAAAUGAGGGAUGUUGCAGAUUUCUGUUUCAACACUGCAAAGUUGGAUCCAGGAACUCUAAUUUCUUACCCUGUGUUAUUCAAGUUGUCAUUCGACAAGCGGGUCCAACCGAGAUACAAAGUUCUUGAGGUCUUGAAGGUGAAAAGUCUUCUUAGGAACGUAAAGAUCGCUCGGGUGCUUGCACAAGGGGAGAGAGAAUUUGUGAAGACAUAUGUUGUUAAGUAUUUGGAUAAAAUCCCAAAUUUGAUGGACAUAUACCGGGGCAAUAUCGCAGCCGAAACCAAAUCUGUUCUGUAGGAUUGGAAAGUUGUCUUCUGGUUAAGAAAAGAAAGAGAAGGAGAGGGAGAGGGAGUGUUUGAGUCUUUCCGACGGCCAGAAGGCAGACGACGUCCAACGGCCACUUGACGCUUUCAUCUCUUUGGGGAUGUUCACUUCCUGGAGCUCAAAACCCUUUCUUCAAUUUCUUCAUUCUAACCCCAAAAUGUCCAAAAUUUCCUCCUCUUUUCUUCUACAUUUCUUCCAUAAUCGUUUUCUCAACACCAUUCCUACUUCUACAUUGCCUUUAGCCUCUGUUUCUACCAUCCAAUUCCUCACAAAUUCAUGUGGCCUUUCCUCAGGAUCUCCUACUUCCGCCGGUCGAAAGCUCCAGUUCGGUGAAAAAAACACCCAGCAGUACGGAGCCGUUAUCGAUUUCUUGAAAUCACAUGGAUUCGAGAAUUCACAGAUCGCCAAGUUGGUCUCGAGGCAACCUUCGAUCCUUCAAUCCAGAGUAUCCGCCAAUCUGAAGCCUAAAUUUGAGUUCCUCCAAGAAAUCGGGUUCGUCGGUCCUUUACUUCCUAAGCUAAUUGUAUCAAGCCCUUCGAUUCUUAACAAGAGCUUAGAUUCUAAGUUGAAACCAUCAUUUCGUCUCUUAAAGGAAAUGCUUGGAUCUGAUGAACGAGUAACUGCUGCUAUUUGUCGUGCUUCGUGGCUUCUAACUUAUGAUUUUAAGGGUGUUAUAAAAUCUAAUUUUGAUGUUUUGGUCAGUGAAGGAGUACCCUCCAGGAAUAUAGCGAAAAUGAUUGCAUGGAACCCUAGAACUAUUAUGCAAAGGGUUGAUAAGAUGAUUCAAGUUGUGAAAAACAUUAAAGAAUUGGGCAUUGGACCAAAGGCUGGUAUGUUUGUUAAUGCAGUUUUAGUAAGGCUUCAAAUGAGUGAUUCAACUUGGAAUAAGAAAAUAAAUGUUAUGAAGAGUUUAGGAUGGUCUGAGAAGGAGAUUUUUACAGCAUUUAAGAGAUAUCCACUUUGUUUAACUUGUUCAGAGGAGAAAAUGAGGGAUGUUGCAGAUUUCUGUUUCAACACUGCCAAGUUGGAUCCAGGAACCUUAAUUUCUAACCCUGUGUUCUUCAAGUUGUCGGUCAACAAGCGGCUCCGACCGAGGUACAAAGUUCUUGAGGUUUUGAAGGUGAAAAAUCUCCUCAGGAACAAAAAGAUUGCUCUUGCUUGGUGGUUUAUGCAAGGGGAGAGAGAAUUUGUGGAGAAUAAUGUUGUUAAGCAUUUGGAUGAAAUCCCAAAUCUGAUGGAUAUAUACCGGGGCAAUGACGCAUCCGAAACCCAAUCUGUUUCAUAGGAUUGGGAAGUUGUAAGUUAAAAUGUUCUUGAAGUCCAAAUUUGAUCAUCAUGAUCUUCAAAGGGGAGAGCAUUUAUGUGGUUAUUGAGCCUAUUGUUUCAGAGAGCACUGCUUCUUGAACUUUUCAAGAUCUUUUCUCUGUGUUUUCAGGUGGGAGAGUUGUGUUUUUUUUGCAUCCAAAUGAAGGCAGUUAGUUAGGUAAAUCUAUUUGGUGUAUAUUUGUUCAUAGACAUGUUAAUCUUGAAGUUGGAGACUUUUUUGUUUUUCCCUUCCGAAUCUUUUACUCUUUCCUUGAACUUUUGUAAGUUUAUAGACUAAUUUUGAAUCUAAUGAUGUUGAAAUGGGGGUGGUCUUUUGGUCAUUCCUAUUGUGAGAUGA